Messenger RNA from Trichomycterus rosablanca, 1699 nucleotides. RefSeq names its product ADP-ribosylation factor-like 4ab (gene arl4ab). The transcript is spliced from 2 exons. Gene Ontology annotation, molecular function: GTP binding; GTPase activity. The record is from RefSeq and is a predicted model, not a curated record. Gene Ontology annotation, biological process: vesicle-mediated transport; intracellular protein transport. Gene Ontology annotation, cellular component: cytoplasm; plasma membrane. The coding region runs from base 195 to 800 and encodes 201 amino acids. Lineage: Eukaryota; Metazoa; Chordata; Actinopteri; Siluriformes; Trichomycteridae.
UUCUGACUGAGGAGGAUAUAUGGUUUUGGAACAGUUCGCAUUUGAAGAACCUUUUCCCUACGAUUGGGUACAGCGUUUAUGGUUUCCAUGAGGAAUGAGAGAGGAUUUGUGAAUACUCUGUAAAGCGAAAACAACUCCUGGUCUCCUCAGUCUCUCUUUUCUUUCAUCUUUUUUCAUCUUUGCUGAGUCUAAAGAUGGGAAACAGCUUAUCAGACUCACACGCCAUCUUCUCGGGGUUGCCAUCCUUCCAGGCCCUACAUAUUGUAAUCCUAGGAUUAGACUGUGCUGGGAAGACCACUGUGCUAUACAGGCUUCGGUUUAAUGAAUUUGUAAACACAGUUCCCACCAAAGGCUUUAACACAGAGAAGAUCAAACUGGUCAUGGGUACAAGGAACCGGACAGUAGCAUUCCACUUCUGGGAUGUAGGGGGUCAGGAGAAAUUGCGGCCGUUGUGGCGAUCGUACACGCGCUGUGCGGACGGCCUGGUGUUUGUGGUAGACUCGGUGGAUGCCGAACGCAUGGAGGAGGCCAAAACGGAGCUGCACAAGAUUACACGGCUUCAGGAGAACCAAGGGGUACCGGUGCUUGUGCUGGCCAACAAACAGGACUUGCGAAGCGCUCUGCCAUUGGGUGAGCUGGAGAAGUUGCUGGCACUAAAUGAACUUGGUGCUAACACACACUGGCACCUUCAGCCAGCUUGUGCCAUCAUUGGAGAGGGCCUGCAAGAGGGAUUAGAGCGCCUCCAUGGCAUGAUUACCAAGCGAAGGAAGAUGAUGAGGCAGCAGAAAAGGAAAAGAUGAACGUGAAAGGUUAGCAGAGUUCUCUUGGCUGAUCACGUUAUCAUCACUGUGCACUGGUGGAUUGAUUUUUCCUGGCUGAGUUUUAUUAGCCUGACAGAUGGAAAUGGGUGGAUCCACUUCAGAGACAUGGGGCACUGGUCACCAACCACAACACUAUUGAAUGUGAAUGGUCACCCUGUUUAUGCUGAGAUGUGAUGGUGCAGAUGACAUUGGAUUUUAAGCUACUUCAGUGGACACAUGGUUCAUUGACCUCUAAUGUAGGUGAACCUUGGACAGAUUGCAGAGGGUCGAUUGCUGCUCUUUGACCUCCAGUGUUAAAUGUACGCUUUGUAGAUGGAUUACCAAAGCCUCUGUGGAGUUCUAUAAUAUCAAAUGUACACACCGGUAAACUGUUACUCCUGUUUGUAUGAUAAACAUCUGCAUUUUAGUCUUUGUAGUGCCAGUGUUGCACAAUCGAGGUGAGGCUGUACGCAGAAUCACGAUAAACUUAUGAAUCACUAGUUUGGGAACAUGCAGAUGUUUUGGAUUUAGAACGGAGUGUUUUCACCAGCCAGAAUACCUUGAAGCCUGCAGUGCAGAUGUCAGGCAGAUGAGUUAGCACAGGUCCAGCAGGACUGAACAGGUUAAAUACUCUUGUCAUCUGUAGUACUCUACACCGUAUGUGCUUCCCUGUACAUUGAAAUGCACUUUGCAGUCCUUUUUUAGUCUUUAAACAUGUGACAUGUGAUUUUUGUAUUAAAAACCUAUGAUAUAAAAGAGACAUUGCUUCAUGUGAAGCAUUUUACAAGUCCUCCAAGUUGUUUAUGUUCAGGUGUCAUUUUGUCACUCAGUAUGUUUGUGAUGGAGGGAUGUUUGUGUCAAAGUUAAUACACCUUGAAUAAAACGACAGAUUAACAAAA